AUGCUGCGGCCGCUGCCCAAGCGCCUCGGGAGGUUACUGAGCCGCACCAUGAGCCACCGCGAGGCCGAUCCGCGCGCCGCCGGGAAGCGGGUCCUGGUGGCAGGGCUGGGGAAUUAUGGGCUCCGAGGAACCCGACAUAACGUGGGAAUGGCGGUGCUCAAUCAGCUGGCCCAGAAGUUGAACGUCGCUGACCAGUGGAAAGCGGACAGACGCUGCUGUGCAGACGUGACCAUCACUAAUGUGGAGGAAGCAGAGCUGGUGCUGAUGAAACCUCGGCGGCUCAUGAAUAUCAAUGGACUCAGUGUAGCAAGCGCUGCUGAAACUUACGACCUCGGGGUAGAAGACAUUUACCUGGUUCACGACGACCUGGACAAGCCGCUGGGGAAGAUGGCGAUAAAGCUGGGAGGCAGCGCAAGGGGGCAUAACGGGGUCCGUUCCUGCAUCAGCUCCCUGCACUCAGACUGCAUGGUGCGGCUCAGGGUUGGCAUCGGCCGGCCGGUGGGGGAAGCCAUGGUGGAUCGCUACGUGCUGGGACGGUUCACCAGCGCUGAGCACGAGGUCCUGCAGCGCGUCCUGGAGCAGGCGGCCGACCUCCUGCUGGAACACAUCCUGCAGAGGAGCAGCGGCAAGGACCACACACCCCCUGGCGACACGGGGGACAGGACACCUCAUUAA
This is a messenger RNA of Emys orbicularis (European pond turtle), 675 nucleotides long. RefSeq names its product peptidyl-tRNA hydrolase 1 homolog (gene PTRH1). Bases 1 to 675 code for a protein of 224 amino acids. Gene Ontology annotation, molecular function: peptidyl-tRNA hydrolase activity. The record is from RefSeq and is a predicted model, not a curated record. The transcript has 5 exons. NCBI's taxonomy places the organism in Eukaryota, Metazoa, Chordata, Testudines, Emydidae.